AUCCCAUGAAAAAGAAGAUCAAAGCCCUUUAUAUCUUUCUUUUAUAGAUCAACAAAACAAUUUCAAAAAGAAAAGCUUCAAGUUCUAUGUGAAAGUAUUCAAACCUAUCACAACUCCUCCUCUUCCCUACAAAACCAACUGUUAGUAUAAAGGAGAAAAUAAAAGCGCGUGAUUAGUUUCAGAUAGUAAUACACAUCACUAAUGCUUUUGAACGAGCAUCAGUUGUCCCUAUUUUCGUAUUUUUCCAGUUCAUCAUUCUUUUGUCUUACACUGAGCUAUUUCUUGUUUCCUUUAUUACCUUUUUUUUUAUUCCAUCCAAAAGAACUGCAAAGUCUUCCGUAACAACAAAGAUGGCUUUUGAUAAGUGGCUUCAACAGCGUCCACCGCCGUCGAAAAGAACCGUUGUGAAAAAAAAUGUGCUCCGAGACAAAACAAGACCAGAAUGGAACUUUGGAAAGAUUAGCUCUUCAGAAAGUAAUACAUAUCAAACAAGGUAAGAAAUAUCCUCUCUUGAUGUGAAUGGAACAUUAACUAUUUAUAUCUCUUUGUUGAGAGACGUGAAUAAUAUCAAAUUAUUUUGAUGCAAUUCGUGAAUCGUAUAGAAACUUUACAAACUGAAUGCCAACAAAGACAAGAAAAGCUGAAAGAUACAGGUUAUCUAGUAGAAGAGAAUGAAGAGCUUUUACAACUUAAUCUAUCGGAUUUGAAACAACUUCAAGAAGCAAUAGAGCAGUUGGAACUAUUUAUAGCUGAAGAAGAAGAUGAAGCCCUAAGACACAAGUGGAUACAGUUAGUAGAAGCCAAAAAAGAAAAACUUCAACAGUUACAGAAACAACAUAGAAUUGAUUUGUUACGUUGGAAACAGUGGAAAGAACAACAUCAACGACAACUUUUAUUGGAAGAACAAAGAUUACGGAGGAGAAGACCACACAACACUUCAGAGGAGGAGCGUCCUGAUGAUUGGAAUACAAAGAUACAGUCUUCUUUACAAAAUACAAAGCAAAUAUUAAAUUCUCAAGUGCUUGUAACCAAUAGUAACCUCGAUAGAAUAAGGAAAGAUGAACGACUAUUAAGGGAAACGCAAUCACAACAGCAAAACUAUUCUGAACAUAUACAACAAGGAACACAGCAGUUGAGAAGUAUCACUAAAAAAAGCAGGCAAAGUCAUUGGAAACUGAUUCUAUCUUUCGUUCUUUUCCUAUUGGUUUGUGCUUUGAUUGUUUAUCAACGUCUUGAACAUUCUUCUUGGUUUGGUGUUGCAAGAGGAACUCGAAUCAUGAAGCGAACAGUACUAGUUACAUUUCAAGGAUUGUAUAUCGGACUGCAAUAUUUAUGGAACUUGUCCGUUCAUGUUGUGUAUUAUAUUUGGGAGUUGACUCAGUUUCUCUGGGUAGCUUGGCAAAAGGAACCGAAAUGGGAAGAAUCCUUACAGCACACAAUCACACAGAACUUUUCAAGAAGUGACAUAGAGCAAUGGAAGGAUGAAGACUCUGAGAAGAAUCAUUCUGUUGUCUUUCCAACAUCCUUUAUAUCGGUUACUUUAUCAGUUGACAACCCUUGGAAUAGUCUCUCAUCAGCUGAUGAUUGCUCUGUCUCAGAAGAUGUUGUUGAUGUAAUGAAUGAUGAAAGUGUAGAGCAUCAGGAAAGCGUAGGAGUGAGUAGAAACGAUUGGAAUGAAACCUUUUCUAAUGAAUGGCAAGAAAAGGAAGAAGAAAUAGAGCUUUCUAAGAAUCUGGACGAAGAACAAGAAACGAAUGCUUUUGAGAACAUGGACAAUUAUUCAGAUAUUACAGAGCAACAAGUUUUCACAAUCUAUCAGACACCGAAUAGGAAUGAAAUACUGCAAGUGAGUGAAUGGGUAGAAGAUGCAGAUGGGUUGGAGGAAAACAAUCAAGACGCAAAUGCCUUGAACUUGUCAAAGGAAACCGAUCAAUUCUGUCUCAAUGGAAAUAUUCAUGAAGAAGAUAUCUCUCUUGGAAUAGAAGAGAAUGGCGUGGAUGAGAAUAUUAUUAUGGAGAUGCAUGAAAGUGAAGAGUUUUCUGAAAAUUAUGUUUCACAAGAAGAUGUAUUGGAUGAGAACCUCGAAUAGUGUAAUGAUUGGUCUUUCACACACAACCCUUUUAUCGAUAAUAGAUAACCACAUUCGAUGGUUGUUGGACUUGCAUAAUGUUGUUUCAAAACAUAAGGAGAACUGAAAUGAUAUGCGCAAAAAUGGUAAUGCAUAGUCGUCAACAAAUAUAUCAAUACAUAAAGCAAAAUACUUACAA
Molecule: messenger RNA, 2267 nt
Organism: Galdieria sulphuraria
Lineage: Eukaryota; Rhodophyta; Bangiophyceae; Galdieriales; Galdieriaceae
Exons: 2
Coding region: 581-2089 (502 amino acids)
Biological process (GO): retrograde vesicle-mediated transport, Golgi to endoplasmic reticulum
Cellular component (GO): SNARE complex; endoplasmic reticulum
Molecular function (GO): SNAP receptor activity
Source: RefSeq, a predicted model, not a curated record